AUGUUCGGACUCUCUCAACCCGCUCCAGAUUCUCCCAAAUCCACCAUCAAAUUCCUCUGUAGCUACGGCGGAAAAAUCCUCCCUCGUUAUCCCGACGGCAAACUCCGCUACCUCGGCGGUCACACACGCGUCGUCUCCGUCGAUCGCUCUGUUCAAUUUUCCGAACUGCUUCCAAAGCUAGAAGAACUCUGCGGUUCCUCCGUGACGCACCUCCGCUGCCAGUUACCCGCUGAAGACCUCGACGCUUUGGUUUCCAUAACCUCCGAUGAGGAUCUCGUCAACCUCAUCGAAGAAUACGAUCGUACCGCAUCGCCGCAAUUGCCGUUGAAGAUCAGAGCGUUCAUUUCCAACAAGGUUUCCAAACCUCCGUUACCAAAUCUACCAAAAACAGCAUCGGUCUCUUCUUCAUCCUCAGCGUCGUCAACAUCUUCUUCAUCAUCUUUUACCGGUGGAGGUUUUGUUCGGAACUAUACGACGGCGCCACUGGUAGUUAGCCGAUGCGUUCAUCAUAUGUCGCAACUGAAUGUAAACCAUGUGAAUAUGGAAAGAUCUUCGGGGAGGAAUAUUCCCCUACAGCGCAACUGUAAUCACUGGCAAUAG
Messenger RNA from Vicia faba (fava bean), 600 nucleotides. The record is from the annotation of a GenBank genome assembly. NCBI's taxonomy places the organism in Eukaryota, Viridiplantae, Streptophyta, Magnoliopsida, Fabales, Fabaceae.